AAUGACUAUUUAGCCAGUUUAAGUUGAGAUCAGACUCUGAAAGCGGAACUAUUGUGUGAUUUUGGCAAUGCAGAUAUUUUAUGGCCGCCUCCUGUUGCCACUUUUGGCAUUGUGGUUCUCUGUUCAAUUUGUCUCAGCGAAACAUACCGUGAUUACACGGCGCUACAAUUUCACCAUCCAAAUGACGAAUGUGACCCGCCUUUGCACUACGAAAGCUCUCUUGACUGUGAACGGGCAAUAUCCAGGGCCUGUAAUAGUUGCUCGAGAAGGAGAUCGUGUGGUUAUCAAAGUAACAAAUAAUGUUAAAAACAAUGUUAGCAUACAUUGGCAUGGAAUUCGGCAGCUUAGAUCUGGGUGGGCGGAUGGUCCUGCUUAUGUCACUCAGUGUCCAAUCCAAACCGGGCAAAGUUAUGCGUACAAAUUUAUUAUCAAAAGGCAGAGAGGAACACUGUGGUGGCAUGCCCACAUCUCAUGGUUGCGAGCGAGCAUACAUGGGGCCAUUAUCAUCUAUCCCAAAAAGAAUGCUUCUUACCCAUUCCCUCGCCCACACCAGGAAGUGCCUAUUGUUUUUGGGGAGUGGUGGAAUGCAGACACUGAGACUGUUAUCAAUCAGGCAAUGCAAAGUGGUGCCCAAGCUAAUGUUUCAGAUGCAUAUACCAUCAACGGACUCCCUGGACUUAUGUAUAACUGCUCUACCAACGAUACAUUCAGGCUCAAAGUGAACCCUGGGAAAACUUACCUACUGCGUAUAGUUAAUGCUGCCCUUAAUAGUGACCUGUUUUUCUCAAUAGCCAACCACACAUUGACUGUGGUAGAAGCGGAUGCUGUGUAUGUCAAGCCUUUCCAAACCAAUGUUAUUCUGAUCACUCCUGGUCAGACUACCAACGUCCUCUUGACAGCUAUGUCUCAGCCACCCAAUGCCACUUUCCUCAUGUUAGCAGGCCCAUUCGCUACGGGAACAGCAGCUUUUGAUAACUCAAGCAGUGCUGGAGUGUUAGAGUAUGUGACAGCAGUUAAUUCAUCCUCAUCCUCUCUUCCUAUGAUGAAACCGACGCUUCCAGCCCCCAACGAUACCUCCUUUGCCACCAAUUUUAGCCAAAAGAUGAGAAGCUUGGGCAAUCCGAAAUUUCCAGCAGCAGCUGUCCCUCAGAAGGUGGAUAAACAGUUCCUAUUCACAGUGGGAUUGGGGCUAAAUCCGUGUCCCCAAGGACAGACAUGUCAAGGCCCCAACGGUACCAAAUUUGCAGCCUCCAUUAACAACAUAUCCUUCAUUCUUCCUACCACCGCUCUUCUUCAAGCAUACUACUUUAAUCAGUCCAAUGGAGUUUACAAUACCACUUUCCCUGACAAUCCGCCAUUUCCUUUCAACUACACCGGCACGCCGCCUAACAACACACAGACCCUCAACGACACCAGAGUGGAAGUGCUUCCCUUUAACACUACCGUACAGCUAGUUCUGCAGGACACCAGCAUUGUGACCUUCGAGAGCCAUCCUCUGCAUCUGCACGGCUUCAACUUCUUUAUAGUUGGUCAGGGUACGGGAAACUACAAUGCAAGCACGGACCCUUCUAAUUUUAAUCUGGUGGAUCCUCCGGAGAGAAACACAGUUGGAGUUCCCAGUGGAGGUUGGGUGGCUCUCAGAUUCCUAGCUGAUAAUCCAGGAGUAUGGUUUAUGCAUUGUCAUCUCGAGCUGCAUACCAGUUGGGGAUUGAAGAUGGCGUGGAUUGUUUUAAAUGGAAAUGGGGGCAGAUCCCAAUCUCUUCUUCCUCCGCCCAAAGAUCUUCCCUCCUGUUGAUCACUUAACCUAUAGAUGUCUUCAAAUUCAUCAUGCAACGUGUGCUUAGUUUUCUAAAUCUCAAUGCUACCAAUUUUGUGUCUGAAGAAGAAAGAGGAUAUAUAUGUCUGUGUUCCCUAAUAUACAAGAGCGAAGAAUGUGUCUGUGCCUGAUUACUCAAACAUGCUAUGUAAGUGGUACAUCCUAUAAUAAGGGCCAAAUUUGUAUGUUUUCAAAAUGAAACAGUUUUAAUUGAUUUUUGUCCCAUAUUUGAA
Cryptomeria japonica (Japanese cedar) is the source of this 2049-nucleotide messenger RNA. Its product is annotated as laccase-4-like. Gene Ontology annotation, biological process: lignin catabolic process. Gene Ontology annotation, cellular component: apoplast. The record is from RefSeq and is a predicted model, not a curated record. Bases 68 to 1795 code for a protein of 575 amino acids. NCBI's taxonomy places the organism in Eukaryota, Viridiplantae, Streptophyta, Pinopsida, Cupressales, Cupressaceae. Gene Ontology annotation, molecular function: copper ion binding; hydroquinone:oxygen oxidoreductase activity. The transcript is spliced from 6 exons.